Messenger RNA from Alosa alosa (allis shad), 3165 nucleotides. RefSeq names its product melatonin receptor 1Bb (gene mtnr1bb). The record is from RefSeq and is a predicted model, not a curated record. Gene Ontology annotation, biological process: G protein-coupled receptor signaling pathway. Gene Ontology annotation, cellular component: membrane. NCBI's taxonomy places the organism in Eukaryota, Metazoa, Chordata, Actinopteri, Clupeiformes, Clupeidae. Bases 1126 to 2169 code for a protein of 347 amino acids. Gene Ontology annotation, molecular function: melatonin receptor activity. The transcript is spliced from 3 exons.
CAAUGCGCUAUGAAGGUGAAAGGCAUUGGAUGCAAGUCAGUUGCGGAGGUUUCGCCCCUUUGUUUUUAACACCUUGCCAAGAUGCGUCCGCCUUUUCAGAGCCAGAGAGCUCUUACGGGAGAGCAUCUCAGACUGCCGGAGCGGCUUUGUGGUCACAGUGACUUAUUGGAGAAUUAGCGGAGAGACAUUCGUCCAGCUCAAACAUGCAAAGGAGACGUGGGGAUGUCCUUCUGCUCGUAAAUAUGCCCAAUCCGGUAACGUUGAGUGCGUCCCUGGAUAUUCUCCUAACUUUAACAUGACUGCGAGUUAAACUGAGCUGACCUUGGAUAAUUACCCAAAGCAUUAAUUUGACCAAUUUAUUGACAUCUUUGCAUGCUUUCAUAUAGGAUAUGCUGAGUAGUCCACUGCCAGAUGCAGAAGAGCACAACGCCGGUAAAUUAUUGCAUGUGGCAAAGGCACAAUUUAAAUUAUAUUUCAGUUAGAUAAAGUGCAUGAGUGGCAUGGCCAACAGCAUUAUGGAUUAAGCAACAACCCGGGCUUUUUGGAAUUGACGAAAGAAGACAAACGAAUGUCUCGCUCCCGAAUAAAGGAGGCUAAAUGUGGUCUAUGACUUCGUCCUUGGGUGAAACGCCAAGCUCGCGCUUGCCUGUCGGAUUUGAGAUUUUAGUUUAGCUCACGUUACUCAUUCAUAGCAGAACACCGCCAUGAGAGAAAGUGUAUUCUAGACAUCUAAUUCUUCCUCAAUUUGAGAACCAGCGGAGCGUGAGGAAAACAGGAGAAUAAACAUGCUCACCCGUGGAGAAGCUGAGCCACGGAGAUCGCAGACGUUAAAUGGAUUUGGGUAAUAUGUCAUGAAUUUGUUUUCACGCUACAUAAUCAAUCCGAAGAAAUGUUCGUGUCAGACUAGUGGAUAAACUUGCGGUAUGUGACAGUAAUCCGCAACUCCGCGGCAACUCCCAUUCAGUGUAUUUAAUUGCAGCCGGACUGAAGAAUUCCGUCAUGAUCCUCACUGUGAAUCGAGCAUACGUUUAACCUUAUUGGCGCAUGUCCAAGGAAUUGCUCAUGAUUGGGUUCGCUUGACCAAAUUCUCCGGAGGAGAACUUUACACAUGAACUGGACUCCGGCAUGCCAGAAAACAUCCCGUUUCUGAAGAACCGCACGGAACUGGGACAUGUUGGACGCGCGCUGGGUUCGAGCUCGCGACCCGCGUGGGCUGUAGCGGCGCUGGCCAGCGUGCUGAUCUUCACCACGGUGGUGGACGUCCUGGGGAAUCUUCUGGUCAUUAUCUCUGUCUGUCGCAAUAGGAAGCUGAGAAAUGCUGGUAACGUGUUUGUGGUGAGUCUGGCGUUUGCUGAUCUGCUGGUGGCCUUCUACCCCUACCCAUUGGUGCUGUAUGCAAUCUUCCACGAUGGCUGGUCACUGGGGGACACGCAGUGCAAGGUGAGUGGCUUCCUGAUGGGCCUGAGUGUGAUUGGCUCCAUCUUCAACAUCACAGCGAUCGCCAUCAACCGCUACUGCUACAUCUGCCACAGCUUCGCCUACGGGCGCCUCUACAGCUACCGCAACACGCUCCUGCUGGUGGGUCUGGUGUGGACACUGACCGUGCUGGCCAUCCUGCCCAACCUGUUCGUGGGCUCGCUGCAGUACGACCCGCGCGUCUACUCUUGCACCUUUGCGCAGACGGCCAGCGCCUCGUACACCAUCGCCGUGGUGGUGGUACACUUCCUGGUGCCCAUUGCCGUGGUGACCUACUGCUACCUGCGCAUCUGGAUCCUGGUCAUUCAGGUGCGUCGGAAGGUGAAGAGCAACGAACGUCCGCGCCUGCGCCCGAGUGACCUGCGCAACUUCGUCACCAUGUUCGUGGUGUUCGUGCUCUUCGCCAUCUGCUGGGCGCCACUCAACCUGAUCGGGCUCGCCGUGGCCAUCGACCCGCACCGCAUUGCACCACACAUCCCCGAGUGGCUCUUCGUGGUCAGCUACUUCAUGGCCUACUUCAAUAGCUGCCUCAACGCCAUCAUCUACGGCCUGCUCAACCGCAACUUCCGCAGGGAGUACAUGCGCAUCGUCACAUCCGUGUGGAUACCACGCCUCUUCGUCACAGAGACCUCGCGGGCAGCUACGGAUGGGAUGAGGAGCAAGCCCUCGCCUGCCAUCAACAACAACGAAUGAAUCAUGGGAAAUGUAGUGUUUUUCUGAAACUUGGAAAAAGAAAUCAGGAAAUAAUGACCUGACAAAAAUACUGUUACAUUUGUGAAUAUUGCCCCAGACUCCAAUGACCUGGUGCCUGUUUGAUUUAUCCAGCACUCAUGAAGUAUCUCUUUUCAUGUUCUCAGAUUUUAUGGUACUGUACAUAUGUUAGAGUUUGCGUUUACGGGAAACAACCUCACACAGUUUAGAUGCUGCUGACAUCCGACUUGUUAUUGUGUAGAUAUCUUAGUAAUCUUGACAUGGAAAAGGAUAUCGACAGUUAACGGUUAAUAGACAGAUAUAUUAUUGAUAUAAAUUCUUUCAAAUGCAUAUGCACUGCCUUAAGUCCAGUCUUGUAUAUCAACCAUCUCUUGUGUCUACUGUACUUGUUAUACCUGACCCAUGUGAAAAAGUGCCAAACCCACUACUCUUGACACCAAAUCUCUUAAACUUGUGUGUGUCUGUGUGUGUGUGUGUGUGUGUGUGUGUGUGUGUGUGUGUUGUGUAUUGUGUAUUUGUCAAUGGGGACAACCCAGACCAACUUACUGUAUUUUUGUAGGGCAAUAUUUGCUUUUCCCCUUUUUAGGCACCAGUAAAUGAUGCUGAAUUUCAUCAAAUUUGCCCACGCACACUAGUGUGCUACCGUUAGCUGGUUAAAUUUGCAUUCAUUAGACUAACAGAUGCUGAGAAGAGGCAUAGCUGCCAAGAGACCUGAAACCAAACUCAUUUGAUAAAAAAAACAAUCUUCAGAUGUCUCAGAGACUCGGAAGUUCAGAUGAUUUUUUUUCCCUAUCAUGAUGUGGAGUCUAACAUAAUGCCCUGUCAAAGUUUGAUUUUCAAGAGAAUCACUCUAAUUUUAAAAAUGUUACUUGCACAAGUCCAUUAUUUGACAGAGAAAUAUAGUAUUAGUAUAAGUAUAUAUACUUUUUUGAUCCCGUGAGGGAAAUUUGGUCUCUGCAUUUAACCCAAUCUGUGAAU